UCUGUGUGUGUAUGCGUUGCUGUGCUCUCCAUCUCAUUCUUGAGAUGCAGCGGCAGCGGCAUCGGGAGAGUUCUUUGGUCUAUCCUCUGUUCCAUUAGCGACGUCGUACUCUCCAUUAAGACUCCUCUCCUAAACUACGAUUUCCGCUGCGUUUGAUCGCCUUUAUUCCAACGUUGUGUUACCGGCAUUUCCGUCUGUCGUCAGUUCGUUAUCGUUUGUGAGAGGCACGCAUGCAUUUCGGAUUGAUGUGAUUUUCCUCUUUGCCGUUGUACAGGCCUUUUAUGCGUGUAGCCUGAGCUCGCUCCUCUGUAAGUUACGGUGAGUUUUUUUGAUGAGAAGUCAGUUCUUCGGUGAUUUGAGACUAAGUGUUUGAACUUGUUCGUACCAGAUGCAGGCAGCAUUUCAGUGUUGAAGAGGAUGGUGUAAGCUGCUUGUCCCUGCAGGAUUUAUCUGUUCUAGAUCCUUGAGGGGAACGAAGGAAUGCUACGAAGCCAUGGCGAAGUCAGAGCGCUCUCAAACGAUGAGGUUGAAACCAUCAAAAGAUUGUUUCAGUUUUUUGAUGUCGAGGUCCCUCUUGAUUCUUUUCAUUACAAACUGCAAAGGUGCGCUGGUUCAAGCUGCGAUGUAUCCAGCAGUGUUUACAUUCGGUGACUCACUUGUAGAUAACGGAAACAAUAACUAUUUGGCGUCACUAGCUCGAGCUAAUUUUCCACCGAAUGGAUGUGACUAUGGAAGCGGAAUUGCCACUGGACGUUUUUGCAAUGGAUUUACAUUGUCGGACUACAUUGGUUUAUUUAUGGGAAUUGAUCCUCCACCCGCAUAUUUUGACCAUCUUACUUUCAAUCUCGAUAUUAAAAAGGGAGUCAAUUUUGCUUCCGGAGCUGGUGGAAUCUUGGAUGAAUCUGGAUAUAAUUAUCUGGAGCGGAUACCAAUGUCUCAGCAAAUUGAAUAUUUUGCAUUGGUUAAAGAAACAUUGACACAAGAGAUUGGGAAUGUCACAGUGGAUUCAUUGUUCAUGAAUUCUUUGUGUAUAAUAGUGUUGGGAUCCAAUGAUUACAUCAACAAUUACAUGCUUCAGGGAUCUGUAGCACGUUCCAUGUUUACUCCUGAUGAAUAUGCAGAUCUCCUUAUAUCUACUUAUUCUCAACACAUUCUGAAAUUAUAUAACAUUGGAGCAAGAAAAGUCUUGAUAACUUCUGCUGGACCUCUUGGUUGUUUACCAUAUGAAAUGUGGCAAAUGGGUAUCAAGAAUGGUGAAUGCUCUGAUGAAGUUAACAAGUGGGUGCAAAUAUACAAUGAAAAACUUCUAUUAUUCAUACAAGAUAUGCCUCAACAAAUACCAGAUCUUUAUCUUCUCUAUGGAAAUGCAUUUGACAAAGUUUAUGCUUACAUUCAAACACCUCAUGAAUAUGGUUUUCAAUAUGCCAAUGUAUCAUGUUGUGGUGGAGGAAUGUAUGGUGCUGAAGCUCCUUGUAUGCCAACAACCUCCUAUUGCAAUAACAGAUCUGAGUAUGUCUUUUGGGACAGAUUCCAUCCCUCCGAUAGGUGUAAUUUAUUAAUCAGCAGCUAUUUUGUUUCUGGUGCUGCUCCUGACAUUCUUCCCAUGAACCUUUUAGAAUUAGCUAUUAAAUAGAUACAGCUUCCAAGGCUCCAUUCUUAAUGAGAAGAAUAACACUGUAUAUGUCAGAAUAUUGAAGGUUUUAUACAUUCUUUUAAAAAUAAAAUAAAAUAAAAACUUCAAUAACAAUAGUAUCUUUUGUUUUGUUCUUUUUCAUUCUCUUGCAAGUUUCUAAGAAAUUAGCAACGAAAGUAAAUAAAUAAAUGAAUAAAUAA
Molecule: messenger RNA, 1833 nt
Organism: Physcomitrium patens
Lineage: Eukaryota; Viridiplantae; Streptophyta; Bryopsida; Funariales; Funariaceae
Source: RefSeq, a predicted model, not a curated record